This is a messenger RNA of Vicia faba (fava bean), 342 nucleotides long. NCBI's taxonomy places the organism in Eukaryota, Viridiplantae, Streptophyta, Magnoliopsida, Fabales, Fabaceae. The record is from the annotation of a GenBank genome assembly.
AUGUAUCUUAAAGUUUUUUAUGAUUGUGAAGUCUUUUAUGGAAGAGUUAGAAGCCUCAUUGGUUAUGUUGCCUAUGAAAGAAACAUCUGCAUGUAUAAGAUUCAAAGCUUUAUUCCAAUGCAAGAUAUGGUUAUGGAAUCUAGCUUGGUUUCUAUAGUUCCAUAUCAUGUUAAUGGUUGUUGUUGUUGUUGUUAUAGAAGCUUGCACCUCCACCUUGUAUUGACUGCUCCAAUUCCCGUCAUUCAACAACAUAAUGUCCAAAACAUUGUGCCUAAUUGGUAUCCCCAGAGUGGAGAAGAACCAAUGCCAAAGCUUGAGGGAAAAGGGACAGAGGAAGAAUAA